Messenger RNA from Dalotia coriaria, 1576 nucleotides. RefSeq names its product leucine-rich repeats and immunoglobulin-like domains protein 2. Gene Ontology annotation, molecular function: protein binding. Bases 42 to 1523 code for a protein of 493 amino acids. The record is from RefSeq and is a predicted model, not a curated record. The transcript is spliced from 2 exons. NCBI's taxonomy places the organism in Eukaryota, Metazoa, Arthropoda, Insecta, Coleoptera, Staphylinidae.
UGGGGAAAUCAAUACACGACUGUUAUAAAUAGGUUAAUACGAUGCGUUCCGCGCGCAAAGUAUUUUUACACGUUUUCCAUCGCAUAUUAAAAAUUAUGGCUUCAUAUGAAUAUAACCAUUUCACCCCUAAUAUAAAAUUAAUAGUAUUGCUAUUAAUCAUCUCCGGUUGGGUGAGAUCCCAAGACAUGGAAUGUUCCGGCCCGACAGUUUGCAAUCAAGUAACACUAAUGCACACAGUCCAAAUCAAAACCCACUGUAUAUUCCUCAACAUCCUCUUCCGCAACAUGUCCGAAGAAAGCCUCUCCGCUGGCAUGUUUCGCCUAUGUCGGCCAACCGUCAUCUUAGACCUAUCCAACAACCGCAUUCGGGAUAUAAAAGCCGGCGCCUUUCUGGGACUCGUGUCUCUACGUCAGCUCUACCUCGCAAACAACCUCAUCGACCGCAUUGAACCGGGCACUUUCCACACGCUCACCAAUCUGGAAGUGUUCGUCCUGGCCGGGAAUCGCAUCAUCGAAGUGCCUGACUACGAAUUCACCAGCAGGGAAAUGCGUUUCUUCAACAUCAACAACAAUCAUAUCAAGCGUAUACCACAAACAGCACUACUCUACCUUCAAUCAGCUGAGUUGAUUGAUUUGUCGCUUAACGACUUGGAUUUUCUACAUCCUGUUACCUUAUCCAAUGUAAAAAGUGGUGUUAAACUAGUGUUAAACAAUAACCACCUACAGAAUCUUUCAAUGACGUUCAAUUCAACUUCGCUGGGCAAACAGUACUCCAUUUUGGAAGCUAGCGGAAAUCUCAUAACCUCACUAAACAACAAUACACUCGGCGAGUUUUACAAACUCCGAUUAAUUUCGAUAGAUUUAAGUUUUAAUUAUAUCUCAGACGUACAUGUAGAGACUUUUGACAAUUUCACCACUUUAAAUUCACUCUAUCUAAGUCACAAUCGCAUAAAAUCAAUCCACCCGGAGUUGUUCAGAAUGCUAAAAAGUCUCAGCUCUUUGGAUCUGUCAUACAAUCAGUUAACCAAUUCAAUAUUUGAUGUUAACUUGCCCGAUACCAUCACAGCUGUGAACUACAGCCACAAUCAAAUCAGUUAUUUCCGCGAAUAUCACUGGACAUCAAAGUUAAAACGCACUUACAUGUAUAUCGACGUGAGUAACAAUAGCAUACGUUAUUUGGACGCAAAUAGAUUCUGCAGAUUUAUGUACAAGAUAAACUUGGCGUAUAACCCAUGGGAUUGUAGUGUACUAUACUCGGUGAUUCACACUUUGGAAAUGAGAGGGGUGCAAGUCGAAUCGGGGAGUGAAUUUCGCAGUAAUAACGUUAAAGGUAUUCCAUGUGAAGUGGAUAAUAGUAAGCAACCAGUUAUACACAUAAACACUGACCACGCAAUUCAUGAUGCUGUUAAAAAUACAACCGAAACUAAACACACUCAUAAUAUAAACAGUAUUGCUCUGCGUUGUUUCGGCAGUAAUUUAAUUAUCGCCGCAUUGCAAGCACUUUCUUUCAGUCAAAUAUUUUGAUUUAUAUAGUAUGAUAUGAAUACAGUUGUAGUAAUAAAUUAUUUAGAAUUAAA